AUGACCUCAAAGGAUAGCAAGGUAGAGACCGUUGUUGCCACGUUGGGUGAUGUUGAAAAAACCCAGGAAAUAUCUUAUAAGGACCUUAAGGUCAUUGGCAACGGCUCGUUCGGUGUAGUUUAUCAAGCUACACUUUGCGGCACUGAGGAAACAGUUGCGGUAAAAAAUGUUCUUCAGGACCGAAGAUUUAAGAACCGUGAAUUGCAAAUCAUGCGUUCACUGGAGCAUCAGAACAUUGUGAAACUCAAGUACUUCUUUUACGUCAUGGGUGAUCAGAAAGAGGAAGUGUACUUGAAUUUAGUUCUGGAAUACGUACCAGAGACAGUCUACAGAGUGGCUCGCCGAUAUACCCGGCAAAAGGAAAUCAUUCCAAUGCUGUUUGCUAAAUUGUAUAUGUACCAACUGUUCCGAAGUCUUGCCUAUAUUCACAGUAAAGGAAUCUGUCAUCGGGAUAUCAAACCUCAAAAUCUCCUGCUUGAUCCCUCCACUGGUGUUCUCAAACUGUGUGAUUUUGGGAGCGCUAAAAUCCUCGUUAAAGGCGAACCCAAUGUUUCCUACAUCUGCUCACGGUACUAUCGUGCUCCUGAGCUCAUCUUUGGCGCUGUCAAUUACACAUGUCAAAUCGACGUCUGGUCUGCGGGUUGUGUAUUCGCAGAGCUUUUGUUGGGCCAACCGAUCUUCCCCGGUGAGAGUGGAGUAGACCAGUUGGUGGAAAUUAUCAAAGUGCUUGGCACACCCUCUCAUGAGCAGAUUCGUGAUAUGAAUCCAGAUUAUCGCGAGUUCAAAUUCCCCCAAAUCAAGGCACAUCCUUGGCCAAAGGUAUUCCGCCCUCAAACCUCCCCUGACGCUAUUCAACUGGUAAGCAAGCUGUUAGACUACACAUCCUCGAAACGACUAAAACCCCUAGAAGCCUGUCUACAUCCUUUCUUUGAUGAAUUGCGUCUUGAGGGUACCACACUGCCUGACAAAACACCCCUUCCUCCCCUCUUCAACUUUAGUGAGGAUGAAAGAGCCGCAAAUCCCGAACUCAUAGCCAAAUUGAUCCCUGACUACAUGAAGCCACAACAGAGCACUUCUGAAAGCGGUGACUCGUCCUCCGUUCUCCUUGCCGUAGACGGUUUCAUUAGCGAUCCCAAAUCAGGUGCUUCCUCCAGCGACACUCAUGCUCAACCAGAGACAUUGGCAGAGGCCUCCACACCACCCACCGUUGAGACUCAAGAACAACAAUAG
Rodentolepis nana is the source of this 1230-nucleotide messenger RNA. The record is from the annotation of a GenBank genome assembly. Lineage: Eukaryota; Metazoa; Platyhelminthes; Cestoda; Cyclophyllidea; Hymenolepididae.